CUGCGCGGAGGGGAGGGGGGCGUGAGAAGCCGCUCAAAAGCCCAGGCGGCAGUGACGUCAGCAGCGCACGCUCGAGCUCACGCUCGCCGCGCACAGACUCUCCUCAGAGUUCCCACGAGCGGCAAAGCGAAGAGACGCUCUCGAGAGUGUUUGGAACUUAUUUAUUAAACAACGAGGAUAUUUAUUGACACACAUUUGCACUUUUUGGAGACUUUAGGAGACGUUUGGAUCUAUGAGAGCUUCGGGAAGGAUUUUGAAGAAGUUGUGACGCCGAGACGGAGUUAUGAACCGUUUCUGGGUGAAAUUGACGCUACUGGCUGCAGCAUCGCUCGUGACGGUGGCACAAGGACAAAGAUGCCUGGAACAGUGUCAGAACGGAGGAAUAUGUGAGCUCAAGGCACACGGAGAGGCAGCGUGCAGAUGUCCAUCAGACUAUGUCGGACCCCAGUGUCAGUUCCCGAAUCCAUGCAGCCCGUCGCCAUGUCGAAACGGAGGCGUGUGCCGCGCUCGGACUCAGGGUAAUGAUGUGGAGGUGACCUGCGACUGCGUACUGGGCUUCAGCGGUCCUCUCUGUCUGACACCUGUCAAUCACGCCUGCAUGAGCACGCCCUGUCGCAAUGGCGGCACGUGCUCUCUGCUCACCCUGGAGACCUUCACCUGUCGCUGCCCACCUGGAUGGUCCGGUAAAACGUGUCAACAAGCCGACCCGUGUGCAUCGAAUCCCUGCGCCAAUGGAGGACAGUGUUCAGCGUUUGAGUCUCACUACAUCUGCACCUGCCCUCCCAACUUCCACGGCCAAACGUGUCGGCAGGACGUGAACGAGUGCGCCCUCUCCCAGUCGCCCUGUCGUAACGGAGGAACCUGUAUAAACGAGGUGGGCUCGUACCACUGCAGGUGCCCGCCCGAGUAUGUGGGAACACACUGCGAGCGCUUAUACCACCCGUGCCUCCCCUCGCCCUGCAGGAAUGGAGGAACGUGCUUACAGACCAGUGACACAUCUUACACCUGCACCUGUCUCUCAGGAUUUAUGGGUCAAACCUGUGAACAUAAUGUUGAUGACUGCACCCAGCACGCCUGUGAGAAUGGAGGCAGGUGCAUUGACGGGGUCAACACCUAUAACUGUCACUGCGACAAACAUUGGACCGGUCAGUACUGUACGGAGGACGUCGACGAGUGUGAACUUUCCCCCAACGCUUGUCAGAACGGUGGCACGUGUCAUAACACCAUCGGCGGCUUCAACUGCGUGUGUGUGAACGGCUGGACGGGCGACGACUGCAGCGAGAACAUUGAUGACUGUGCCAGCGCCGCCUGUUCUCAAGGCGCCACGUGCCACGACCGAGUCGCAUCGUUCUUCUGCGAGUGUCCACACGGACGCACAGGACUUCUGUGUCACCUGGAUGACGCGUGCAUCAGCAACCCGUGUCAGAAGGGCUCCAACUGCGAUACCAACCCGGUGAGCGGAAAGGCCAUCUGCACGUGUCCGCCCGGGUACACCGGGUCCGCCUGCAACCAGGAUAUAGACGAAUGUUCGCUCGGUGCGAACCCAUGCGAGCACGGUGGACGAUGUCUCAACACUAAAGGCUCAUUCCAAUGCAAGUGUCUCCAAGGUUACGAAGGUCCACGCUGCGAACUGGACGUUAAUGAGUGCAAGUCGAACCCCUGCCAAAAUGACGCCACUUGCCUCGACCGGAUUGGUGGAUUCCACUGCAUAUGCAUGCCAGGUUACGAGGGUGUGUUUUGUCAAAUAAAUGCUGACGACUGCGCAUCGCAGCCUUGCCUCAACAACGGAAAAUGUGUGGACAAGAUCAACUCAUUUCACUGCGAGUGCCUCAAAGGGUUCUCUGGGAAUCUAUGUCAGGUGGAUGUGGAUGAGUGUGCCAGUACGCCCUGUAAGAACGGCGCCAAGUGCACAGACGGCCCCAACAAAUACACCUGCGAAUGCACACCAGGUUUCGCUGGCGCUCAGUGUGAGUCGGACAUCAACGAGUGUGUGUCGAGCCCGUGUCAUUACGGAGUGUGUCGAGACGGGGUGGCUGCUUUCACUUGCGACUGUCGUCCGGGAUACACUGGCCGACUGUGCGAGACCAACAUUGACGAGUGCUUGAGUCAACCCUGCCGAAACGGAGGCACCUGCCAGGACAGAGAGAACUCGUACACCUGUACCUGCCCCAAAGGAACCACAGGUAUUAACUGUGAGAUAAACAUCGACGACUGCAAAAGAAAGCCAUGUGACUACGGCAAGUGCAUCGACAAGAUCAAUGGCUACGAGUGUGUGUGUGAACCCGGAUACACAGGUUCAAUGUGUAACAUCAACAUUGACGACUGCGCGCUGAACCCGUGCCAUAACGGUGGCACCUGCAUCGACGGGGUCACCAGCUUCACCUGCAUCUGUCCAGAGGGUUUCCGUGACGCCACCUGCCUCUCUCAACACAGCGAGUGUUCCAGCAACCCCUGUAUCCACGGCAACUGCCAAGACCAGAUCAACAGCUAUAAGUGCGUGUGCGAGCCCGGCUGGACGGGCCGCAACUGUGACAUCAACAUCAACGAGUGCCUGUCCAACCCGUGUGUGAACGGAGGCACCUGUAAGGACAUGACCAGCGGAUACGUGUGCACCUGCAGAGCCGGAUUCAGCGGUCCUAACUGCCAGACUAACAUCAAUGAGUGUGCGUCUAACCCCUGUCUGAACCAGGGCACCUGUAUCGAUGACGUGGCCGGAUUCAAGUGUAACUGCUUACUGCCUUACACAGGUGACGUGUGUGAGAGCUUUCUGGCGCCGUGUUCUUCACGGCCCUGUAAGAACGGAGGCGUGUGUCGUGAAUCUGAGGAUUUUAGGAGUUUCUCUUGCGCAUGUCCUGUUGGUUGGCAAGGUCAGACAUGUGAGGUGGACAUCAAUGAGUGUGUGAGGAACCCGUGUACCAACGGAGGAGUGUGCGAGAACUUGCGUGGCGGCUUCCAAUGUCACUGUAACCCGGGAUUCACGGGAGAUCUGUGCGAGACCGAUAUCGACGAUUGUACACCAAAUCCCUGCAGUAACGGUGGAAUCUGUCAGGACCGCGUGCACGGUUUUGUGUGCGUGUGUCUGGCGGGUUUUCGCGGCGAGCGUUGCACGGAGGACAUAGACGAGUGCGUGGGUGCCCCCUGUCGUAACGGAGGGAACUGCACCGAUUGUGUCAACAGCUACACCUGCAGCUGCCCCUCAGGAUUCGGCGGCAUCAACUGUGAGAUCAACACACCCGACUGCACUGAGAGCUCGUGCUUUAACGGUGGAACUUGCGUCGACGGCAUCAACACGUUCUCCUGCGUGUGUCUGCCGGGAUUUACCGGGAAUUACUGCCAGCACGACGUAAAUGAGUGUGACUCACAGCCAUGUCAAAACGGAGGUACAUGCCAGGACGGAUACGGAACCUACAAAUGUACCUGCCCGCACGGCCACACAGGCCAGAACUGCCAGAGUCUGGUUCGCUGGUGUGACUCUGUGCCUUGUAAGAACGGGGGCUCGUGUUGGCAGCAGGGGGCGUCGUUCACCUGUCAGUGUGCCAGUGGCUGGACGGGCAUCUACUGCGACAUCCCAAGCGUGAGCUGUGAGGUCGCCGCACAACAGCAAGGAGUGUCUGUGGCCGUUCUGUGCCGUAACGCUGGUCAGUGUGUGGAUGCGGGGAACACGCACCUCUGCAGGUGUCAGGCUGGAUACACAGGCAGUUACUGUCAGGAGCAGGUGGAUGAGUGCAUGCCGAACCCCUGUCAGAACGGAGCCACCUGCACCGAUUACCUGGGAGGAUACAGCUGUGAGUGUGUUCCAGGAUAUCACGGAACGAACUGCAGUAAGGAGAUAAAUGAGUGUUUGUCGAAUCCUUGUCAGAACGGAGGAACCUGCAUCGAUCUGGUCAACACCUACAAAUGCUCGUGCCCACGGGGAACACAAGGUGUUCACUGUGAGAUUGACAUUGACGACUGUUCCCCGGCUGCGGAUCCGUUAACCGGUGAGCUGCGAUGCUUUAACGGAGGCCGUUGCGUGGACCGCAUUGGUGGUUACGGCUGCGUGUGCCCGGCCGGUUUUGUGGGCGAACGCUGCGAGGGCGACGUCAACGAGUGUUUGUCUGACCCUUGUGACCCCAACGGAUCCUACAACUGCGUCCAGCUCAACAACGACUUCCGCUGUGAGUGCCGUACAGGAUACACAGGCAAACGCUGUGAAACCGUGUUCAAUGGUUGCAAGGACACGCCGUGUAAAAACGGAGGGACAUGUGCCGUAGCCAGUAACACGAAACACGGAUAUAUCUGCAAGUGUCAACCGGGCUUCUCUGGUUCCUCCUGCGAAUACGACUCAAAAUCUUGUGGCUCCCUGCGAUGUCGCAACGGCGCCACCUGUGUCUCCGGUCACCUGAGCCCUCGCUGUCUUUGCCCGCCGGGCUUUAGCGGGCACGAGUGCCAGAUGCGCAUGGACUCGGCGUGCCUGACCAACCCCUGCUACAACGGGGGCACGUGUCAAUCCAUCAAUGACGCUCCGUUUUUCCGCUGCUCCUGCCCGGUUAACUUCAACGGGCUCCUUUGUCACAUCCUCGACUACUCCUUCAACGGAGGGCAGGGCCGGGACAUAGCUCCACCUCCGGAGGUGGAGAUUGAGUGCGAGGUCCCUCAGUGCGAAGGGAGGGGCGGAAACGCGAUCUGCGAUACCCAAUGCAACAAUCACGCCUGCGGCUGGGACGGCGGCGACUGCUCUCUGAAUUUCGACGACCCGUGGCAGAACUGUAGCGCCGCCCUGCAGUGCUGGAGGUACUUUAAUGAUGGGAAGUGUGAUGAGCAGUGCGCCAACGCCGGCUGCCUGUACGAUGGAUUCGACUGCCAGCGACUGGAGGGACAGUGCAAUCCGUUGUAUGAUCAGUACUGUAAGGAUCACUACGCAGACGGUCACUGCGAUCAGGGCUGUAAUAACGCAGAGUGCGAAUGGGACGGCCUCGACUGCGCCGAGGACGUUCCUAAGAAACUGGCCGUGGGAAGUCUGGUUCUCGUGGUCCACAUUCCACCCGACGACCUCCACAACCGUUCUUCCUCAUUCCUGCGUGAGCUAAGCGGCCUGCUGCACACCAACGUGGUGUUCCGGCUUGACGCUAAUGGCGAGCCGCUGAUCUUUCCGUACUACGGUAACGAACACGAGCUGAGCAAACACAAACGCGCCGACUGGAGCGACCCUGCCCAGCUGCUGACGCGUGCUAAGAGGAGCCUGACGGCGUUUCUAAAGCCCCGCCCACGACGUGAACUGGAUCAGAUGGAGAUCAAAGGGUCGAUUGUCUAUCUAGAAAUUGACAACCGUCAGUGUUAUCAACAGUCGGAUGAGUGUUUCCAGAGCGCCACAGACGUGGCGGCAUUCCUCGGAGCGUUGGCCUCUAGCGGGAAUCUCAAUGUUCCUUACGUCAUUGAAGCAGUCACAAGUGAAGACGGACCUCCAAAGAGCGGUGAGAUGUACCCCAUGUUCCUGGUGCUCCUCGCUCUGGCCGUCCUGGCCCUUGUUGCUGUGGGUGUCGUGGUCAACAGAAAGCGAAAGCGGGAACAUGGACAGCUUUGGUUCCCUGAGGGAUUUAAAGUCACGGAACCCAAAAAGAAGCGGCGGGAGCCAGUAGGAGAAGAUUCUGUGGGACUCAAGCCUUUGAAGAACUCAGACAGCUCUCUGAUGGACCAGCAGCUCAGCGACUGGGCAGAUGAUGACAUCUCUAAACGAUUCAAGUUUGAGGAACAGGCUAUUCUGGACAUGACGGCUCAGCUAGAUCAUCGGCAGUGGACGCAGCAACAUCUGGACGCCGCCGACCUGCGCUUGAACUCGAUGGCUCCUACACCACCGCAGGGCGAGAUCGAGAAUGACUGCAUGGACGUCAACGUCCGCGGGCCUGAUGGCUUCACUCCGCUGAUGAUCGCAUCGUGCAGCGGCGGCGGUAUUGAAAAUGAAAAUGGCGAGGCAGAAGAUGAUCCGUCCGCCGACGUCAUCACUGACUUCAUCUACCACGGCGCCAACUUGCACAACCAGACAGAUCGGACUGGAGAGACGGCAUUGCAUCUGGCAGCGCGUUACGCACGUUCAGAUGCGGCCAAGCGGUUGCUUGAGUCUACAGCUGAUGCUAACGUUCAGGACAACAUGGGCCGCACGCCUCUACACGCUGCUGUUGCAGCCGAUGCCCAGGGCGUCUUCCAGAUUCUGAUCCGGAACCGAGCGACGGAUCUGGACGCUCGUAUGCAUGACGGAACGACGCCGCUGAUCCUGGCCACCCGAUUGGCUGUUGAGGGAAUGGUGGAGGAACUCAUUAACUCCCACGCUGACCCCAACACCGUUGAUGAUGCAGGUAAAUCGGCUCUUCAUUGGGCGGCUGCUGUCAAUAAUGUGGACGCUGCUGUUGUUCUUUUGAAGAACGGUGCAAAUAAAGAUCUACAGAAUAACAAGGAAGAGACACCCCUGUUCCUGGCAGCACGCGAGGGCAGUUACGAGACCGCCAGAGUCCUGCUCGAUCACCUGGCCAACCGUGACAUUGCGGAUCAUCUCGACCAGCUUCCGCGAGACAUCGCACAGGAGCGCAUGCACCACGACAUCGUCCGCCUGUUAGAAGAAUACAACCUGGUGCGGAGUCCCCCUCUGCCCCUGUCGCCGCCCCUCUGCUCCCCCAACACCUACCUGGGCUUCAAACCCAGCCCGGGCAACAACACCAUGGGCAAGAAGGUUCGAAAACCCGGAGGAAAAGGUGCGGGCAGUAAGGACGGAGGAAAGGAAAUGAGACUCAAAAAGAAGAAAAACGGGGAGGGCAAAGAUGGCGGGAUUAUGGAGGUGGGAGUCCUUUCACCCGUAGAUUCGCUUGAAUCGCCACACGGCUAUCUAUCAGACGUCUCUUCGCCGCCCAUGAUGACGUCACCCUUUCAACAGUCCCCACCUAUCACUUUAAAUCAACUCCAAGGGUUGGCCGACUCCCGCAUGGUCAGUGCUCACCAGGGUAUGGGCAAGCCAUUUGACUCCGCUCCUCCACGCUUGUCCCAUCUCCCAGUUGCUAACGGUGGGGCUCAAACGGGCGCGUGCGAUUGGCUGCAGAGGGUGCAGCAACAACAGCAGCAGGCAGGUUUCACGGCCCUCAUGCCCACAAUGCACACCGGCAUGCCGCAGGUCAUGGGUUAUCCCACGAUGCAAAGCAGCCACCUGGGCACAGCGUCGCACAUGCUGUCUAACCACGCCCACCAAAACAACCACCAGAGCGUCGCCACCAUGCAGCACCAAAAUUCCGGACACAUCCUAACGCAUCACUUCCUGGGAGAUCUCAGUGGGCUGGAACUUCAGUCCGGCUCAGGACACGCCCCCAUGCAGACCAUCCUACCACAGGACAGCCAGCGAAUGGCUUCUAUCUCCAGCGCGCAGUUUCUAACCCCGCCUUCUCAACACAGUUAUUCUAACCCCAUGGACAACACGCCCAACCACCAGCCGCAGGUGCCCGACCAUCCUUUCCUCACGCCGUCCCCCGGCUCUCCCGACCAGUGGUCUAGCUCGUCUCCACAUUCCGUGUCUGAUUGGUCAGAGGGAAUCUCAAGCCCGCCUACCAGUAUGCAGAUGAAUCAUAUCCCAGAAGCCUUUAAAUAAGUGGGAUGUGGCAUCGCCAAGCUAAUCGACAAAGGACUGAAAAGACUCUGUAAACAAUUUUAUAUUAAUGCGACAAACUGCUUUGUUUGAAUCUUGUAUGCCAAGAACCGUUUUUAUUCAUUUUUGUAUUUAUUUAUGAGCGUUUUUGGACGACAGAUAUAAGUGAUCCUUUUUUAUUUAUUUUUAUUGCUAUGUUUAUUUCGACCAUUUAACUGCUUUGAAAAUAAUGCUGAAAGUUAUUAUAAUGCUGCCAGAAAAUAGUUUUUAAAAACGUUCUGUGUUGUUUUUCGUUCUAGAUUUUAAUUAAAAUUUCAGUAUUAAUUAGAUUUUAUAUGGUCCUUUUUACCGAACGUUUAGAUUUCUGUGAACAAAUGUAGAAAAGAGUCUUAAUAUUGUGAUGUAACGCUCGGAUGUAUUGAUAUGGACACGCAUUCACGCACACACUUCGACACGCCCAAUUCAAAUGUGUUUUUGUACAUGUAAAGACUGAGUUAUGUUAAGUGUUGUCUAUAGACACUGGUUACUGAACACAAGCCCUUGGGAGGUUUGUGACAGAAUGGUAUUAUUUUUUCCAUGGUACCUUGCAUCAGGUAUUUUGGGUUUCAUAUGUAGCGUAGCUAUCACUGUUAUUUAUUGCCUGCUGUAGACAUGUAGUACAUGUUCUUCACAUGUAAUGUGUUUGUGUGUGUGUGUGUGUGUGAGAGAGAACGAGAUUAAGUAGUGCCAGAUGCAUAAGUGCAGGGGUGUUUAUAAGUGUGCGUGUCAUAGUGUGAUGAUGUCAUCAGUGCUCAGAAGGUGUGAUUGGGAUUCAGAUGUGUUACGUUUUAUAACUGCUGAUCAAAUGUUCUAAUGUUGCUGUUGACAUGAGACAAACUUGUUGUAAAAAAUUAUUUUGUAAAGUACCUUUUCUUGACACAAUAAAGAGCACCUUUUGGUGACAUUACUUUGA
Triplophysa dalaica is the source of this 8555-nucleotide messenger RNA. RefSeq names its product notch receptor 1a (gene notch1a). The coding region runs from base 284 to 7606 and encodes 2440 amino acids. The record is from RefSeq and is a predicted model, not a curated record. Gene Ontology annotation, molecular function: Notch binding; calcium ion binding; signaling receptor activity. Gene Ontology annotation, biological process: regulation of developmental process; Notch signaling pathway; cell differentiation. The transcript is spliced from 33 exons. Gene Ontology annotation, cellular component: membrane. Lineage: Eukaryota; Metazoa; Chordata; Actinopteri; Cypriniformes; Nemacheilidae.